AUGUACCGAACCACGAAGAAAUGGGCAGGAAAGAGCGAGCCUCUUGGAGUAAAAGAUGAAAUGAUUCAAACUCAAGUGGUGAAGAAAUGGGAAGGUGGCGGAGAGGGGAAGAGAAACGCUGCUGGAGGUGGCGGAGAGGUGAAGAGAAACGCCGCCGGGGGUGGAGAUUUAAAGAAGCUCUGUGCAGGAGGUGGCGGGGAGGGGAAGAGAAACGCCGCCGGAGGUGGAGAUUUUAAGAAGCUUCGCGCAGGAGGUGGCGGAGAGGGAAAGAGAAAUGCCGCCGGCGAAGGAGAUUUAAAGAAGCUUUGCGCAGGAGGUGGCGGAGAGGGGAAGAGGAAUGCCGCUGGAGGCGGUGGAGAAGUGAAGAGGAAGGCAAAUAGAGAUCUAGGGGAAUACUUGAGGUCUGGCGAUGAGUCAGCAAUAGCAAGAAAUGGAUGA
Molecule: messenger RNA, 438 nt
Organism: Cucurbita pepo subsp. pepo (vegetable marrow)
Lineage: Eukaryota; Viridiplantae; Streptophyta; Magnoliopsida; Cucurbitales; Cucurbitaceae
Source: RefSeq, a predicted model, not a curated record